GUUGGGCCAUUUGCCGUCACGUUCUUAUGCAUCCAGUUCAGCUGAACCCCGCCCCUGGGCGGCGCAUCCAUCUCGUCUAUCCCUCUGGCUCACCAUUCGCCCACUUCAACAACUUAUCCGCCCAAACAGCACCCUACAUACCUUGCCGCAAGCUGCCAUGAGGAAGCUCAGACAGGCCCUUGGGGGAGGACGGAGAAAAGAUCAAGCCUGUCCCAGUAAUGGAGUCAGUCCGCUGAAAUCACCCCAACCGUCCACUGAAGACUCUUUGCCACCUACAUUUCCUGACGGCGUCAAAGUUCUCCAUAACUGUCCCAACGCUACGGUCGAUAUCUGUUUUGUCCACGGCUUGACAGGUGACCGAACCACCACUUGGACUGCUCAGGGCCAGGCCGAUCCGUGGCCUAAAACGCUUCUUCCGCCUAAGCUUCCCACCGCUCGCAUACUCACUUAUGGUCAUGAUGCGUAUGUGGUGCGAGGGUCGGUUGCUGGGUCGAAUCGUUUAAUCGACCAUGCUACAAACCUCUUGAACGACUUGGCAGACGACAGAGAUGCUAUCAACGCAUCAUCCCGCCCCACAAUUUUCGUGGCGCAUAGCUUGGGCGGCCUAGUCUGCAAGAAAGCCAUCCUGAGCUCACGAAAUAACCCCGACUCACACCUUCGGAGCAUAUUUAAUUGUACCAAAGGCGUCGUUUUCAUGGGCACGCCACAUAAAGGUUCAUGGAUGGCGGACUGGGCAAAGAUCUCGGCCGAUGCUCUUGGACUGGUGAAGUCGACCAAUAAGUCGUUGAUCGAUAUCUUGCGGGCGGAGAAUCAGCUGCUCGAGGCUAUUCAAAACGACUUCUUGUCUAUGGUCCGAGAACUACGAGAGAACCACCGAAGUCUGGAAGUCAUGUGCUUCUUUGAGGAGUUGCCUCUGCCUGUGGUCGGCAAGGUUGUCUCUAAAGAAUCGGCAACUUUUGAGGGCUAUAAUCUGGUCAGCAUCCAUGCCAACCAUAGUGAGAUGGUCCGGUUUCAUUCCGCAGAUGACAACGGGUUUAAACGGCUGGUAGCAGCGUUGGUUCGGUGGGAGUCACAUUCGAGGUAUCCAGCCACGGCCACCAUAUUAUGUAGUGAGCCUCACUAAAUUUACAAGCACUUCACAUGAUCUAGAUGAUAAAGACAUCCGGUGUCUCAAGAGCCUAUGGCCUACCAACCCUGAAAAUGAGAAGAUACGGAUCUAGCAGACUAAAGGAGGUC
Molecule: messenger RNA, 1236 nt
Organism: Aspergillus pseudotamarii
Lineage: Eukaryota; Fungi; Ascomycota; Eurotiomycetes; Eurotiales; Aspergillaceae
Product: esterase/lipase family protein
Exons: 1
Coding region: 158-1123 (321 amino acids)
Source: RefSeq, a predicted model, not a curated record